This is a messenger RNA of Drosophila takahashii, 535 nucleotides long. RefSeq names its product mitochondrial ribosomal protein L23 (gene mRpL23). The record is from RefSeq and is a predicted model, not a curated record. Gene Ontology annotation, cellular component: ribosome; mitochondrial large ribosomal subunit. Gene Ontology annotation, biological process: mitochondrial translation. Gene Ontology annotation, molecular function: structural constituent of ribosome. NCBI's taxonomy places the organism in Eukaryota, Metazoa, Arthropoda, Insecta, Diptera, Drosophilidae.
AUGUCCACGAGGUGGUAUCCCAUCUAUCAGCGCGGUAAUCCGCAGCUGCGCGUUUUCCUGCCCAACUUCUGGAUGAAGCUGGUUCGCCCGGCGGAGGAACAGCCCCCAAAUGUGGUUACCUUUUCGGUUUCAAUGGAAAUGACCAAAUACGAUGUGCGUAGCUACCUAGAGAAGAUCUACAAACUGCCGGUGGUGGAUGUGCGCACCCGAAUUGCCCUGGGAGAGACCAAGAAGGAUCAGGCCUAUGGAUAUAUCACCAAGAAAGACGAUGUGAAGCUAGCUUAUGUAACAUUGCCCCGUGAAGAGAAGUUUGUGUUUCCCGACUUCUUUGCGGAAAAGGCUGAAAGGCAGGAAAAGGAGGAAAAGUCGCUGGAUGAAUCGAAAGAGGGAUUCCGCAGAUUUCUGGACAGGAAUAAGAAGCGACCCGGCACUCCGGGCUGGUUUUCCAUUUAGUUUUUAGUCGGUAAUCUUAGCUACUUUGUUGUUUCAACGGGUAAAUAAACAUUUAUUUCGAAAGUCCGAAUUGUAACUUAAA